CAUUCCAUUUCACAUGUCUUGUUUCAUCGUGCGUUCCGUUAUUGGUUGAUAAAACAAUGAAUAGAAAGAACGCCUAAUAAUUUAAAUUAAAAGUUUAGAAUAAAAUGAAUAAAAAACAUAUAUUUAUUGGAUUUUUAUCGUUAUUGUUGUUAUUAACGGCAAUAUUUGUAGCCAUCUUUUUAACGUUACAUUUCAACAGUAAUAAAAAAAUUAUAAUGGGACCAAAAAUUUUAAUAGAUCACGACGGUGGCGCCGAUGACGCUAUGGCCAUAUUUAUUGCACUAUUAAAUGAAAAAUUCUUUAAUGGGCCUACUGUGAUCGGGUUGACGACCACUUUUGGAAACGUUGACGAAGACCAAUCAUUUAUCAAUAGCCAAAGAAUAUUAAAUAUUAUAAAUAGAACAGACAUACCAAUAUAUAGAGGAUCUAAACAACCAUUGAUUUAUGGAAUAGAAACAGACCGUUUCUUUGGUAAUGACGGACUUGGAGAUAUUGAACAUGAAGAAUUUAAGAGACUGAACCCAGAAAAGAAGCACGCUGUAUUAGCACUUAUAGAAUUAUCUAAACUGUAUGAAGGUGAUCUCACAGUUGUUGCGAUUGGUUCUAUAACGAACAUAGCUCUGGCAAUACAAUUGGAUCCUGGCUUCAUUGGCAGACUCUCUCAUCUUUAUGUUGGUGCUGGACACGUUUAUAGUGAAAAUUCGACUGAAGCCGAAUUUAAUGCAGCCAUGGACCCGGAGUCGUAUUUUAUUAUUUCCCAAAAUGCUGACCCAGAAAAGGUUACCGUAAUCCCAUUCUCAGAAAUAAAAACUUCUCUUACUACUACCAAGGAAUGGCGCGUAUCAGUCCUGGGUUCAAUACCAACAAAAACAAUGCAGGUCUUAAACGAGUACGAGAGAAUUUCCUCAGCGAAUAGUACGCACUGGGUGAUGUUGGAUCCAGCCGUUAUGAGUAUUGCAAUGGCCAGGGACUUGGUGGAAGAAAUCAAGUACUCAAAUAACAGUAUUAUAUUAUGUGGUAAUGACAGAGGAAUCAAUACAAACGAAUAUGACCUGAGCCCAAUUAACGCCAACGUCCAGUUAGUUUUUUCAUCAAAUAAAGAAGUGUACCAAUCAUUCUUAAUAGACAUCUUCUCCGCUGAAAUGAAUCAAACAGCAUAAGUGACAAGUUCCACAACGCUGUGGUAGACUCGUUACUUCGCGUUACCAGGUCCAGGGUUCCAUUCCUGUUCGUGGCAAUUUAGAUGUUUUUUAAUCACUCUGACUUGGUAUUAUGGUGUAAUAAUAAUAAUAACUACUUAU
Messenger RNA from Galleria mellonella (greater wax moth), 1301 nucleotides. Its product is annotated as inosine-uridine preferring nucleoside hydrolase-like. Bases 105 to 1160 code for a protein of 351 amino acids. Lineage: Eukaryota; Metazoa; Arthropoda; Insecta; Lepidoptera; Pyralidae. Gene Ontology annotation, molecular function: hydrolase activity, hydrolyzing N-glycosyl compounds. The transcript is spliced from 8 exons. The record is from RefSeq and is a predicted model, not a curated record.